Molecule: messenger RNA, 332 nt
Organism: Tilletiaria anomala UBC 951
Lineage: Eukaryota; Fungi; Basidiomycota; Exobasidiomycetes; Georgefischeriales; Tilletiariaceae
Exons: 1
Coding region: 123-287 (54 amino acids)
Source: RefSeq, a predicted model, not a curated record
CAGCCGCAAAACUUCGUAUGUACACAGCACACACUGGCAUGCAACAAGCCGGUGGUGAACGUGCCCUGUGUAGAAUGACGGAAAAGGAGAGCAAUGAUCGGGUGGCUGCGCCUUGAAGGUGCAUGAGCUUUGACUCCGCUUCUGGCUUGCUUUAUGGCGCAGGUCUGGUCCUUGUGAGCGUGUCGCACUGGGCAACUGUAGCUGUGCGGCUGCGCACGGAUCUGCUGGCUACGUGCUUGCUGUCUGAGAGUCUGGAACUCUCAGGCAGUUCUACUUUGGACAGUUAGUGCAAGGCGUGUCCUGAGCUCAGAGCUCAGUAUUACGUAGGGAGG